Tachysurus fulvidraco (yellow catfish) is the source of this 2279-nucleotide messenger RNA. It is a transcript of the gene rgs7a, whose product is annotated as regulator of G protein signaling 7a. Bases 255 to 1634 code for a protein of 459 amino acids. Gene Ontology annotation, biological process: regulation of G protein-coupled receptor signaling pathway; G protein-coupled receptor signaling pathway; intracellular signal transduction. The transcript has 18 exons. Lineage: Eukaryota; Metazoa; Chordata; Actinopteri; Siluriformes; Bagridae. The record is from RefSeq and is a predicted model, not a curated record.
CGGCGCUGACUGGGCGGACUGCGCGUGCGGACUGCGCGUGCUCGCGGCGUAUGUGGUGCGCGCUCCCGCCGUCCUUCAGCAACAUCUCUGUCUGUCUCCGUCGACCUGCAGAAAGAUCCUUUCGCCCUCAAAUGCAUCAUCCUAAUCCCCGCUUUUCCAUGUCGGCCAGCUGACGGAAUCCCGACUCGCUCUCGAGCUUUUGUGAGGUUGGCUGGUCUUCUGGAGAAGCUGUUGAGCACUGGAUCUUGGCCAACAUGGCGCAAACCAACAGCGUCACGCAGAACAGCAACGGAGAGACGGACGACUCUCCCAACACGCUAGUCUACAGAAAGAUGGAAGACCUAAUAGCCCGGAUGCAGGAUGAGAAAAAUGGCAUCCCAAUCCGCACAGUGAAGAGUUUUCUGUCCAAAAUUCCGAGUGUGUUCUCUGGUUCAGACAUUGUGCAGUGGCUGGUGAAGAACCUGAACAUUGAGGAUCCAGUGGAGGCUCUGCACCUGGGCACUCUGAUGGCAGCACAUGGUUAUUUCUUCCCCAUCUCAGACCACGUGCUGACGCUCAAAGACGACGGAACUUUCUACAGAUUCCAGACGCCGUAUUUCUGGCCUUCAAACUGCUGGGAGCCGGAGAACACAGACUAUGCUGUGUACCUCUGCAAACGAACGAUGCAAAACAAAGCUCGUCUGGAGCUGGCCGACUACGAGGCAGAAAGUUUAGCACGGCUUCAGCGUGCCUUCGCCAGGAAAUGGGAAUUCAUCUUUAUGCAAGCAGAAGCACAAGCGAAAGUGGAUAAGAAGAGGGACAAAAUCGAGAGGAAAAUCCUUGACAGUCAGGAGAGAGCGUUCUGGGACGUGCACAGACCAGUGCCAGGAUGUGUCAACACGACAGAAGUAGACAUCAAAAAGUCCUCCAGAAUGAAGAAUCCUCACAAAACAAGAAAGUCUGUAUACGGCCUUCAGAACGAUAUCCGCAGUCACAGCCCCACCCACACACCCGCCCCCGAGGCAAAGCAGCCAACCGUGGAGGAGCUUCAGGAACAGAUCAAAUUCUGGCAGGCACAGUUAGACAGACAUCGAUUGAAGAUGUCCAAAGUUGCAGAGGGGUUAUUAGGCUACACAGAGCAGUAUGCAGAUUAUGAUCCUUUCCUCUCAACGCCUGACCCCUCAAACCCGUGGAUAUCAGACGACACGACCAUCUGGGAACUGGAGGCAAGUAAGGAGCUGACACAGAGCAGGGUGAAGCGUUGGGGUUUCAGGAUCGAUGAGGUGCUGAAAGAUCCUGCAGGAAGAGAGCAGUUCCUCAAAUUCCUUGAGUCCGAGUUCAGCUCAGAAAACCUCAGGUUCUGGUUGGCUGUGCAGGAGCUGAAGAAGAGACCCAUUAGGGAGGUGCCGUCUCGAGUGCAGGAGAUUUGGCAGGAGUUUCUGGCUUCCGGAGCUCCCAGUGCCAUCAAUGUUGAUUCCAAGAGCUAUGGCAAAACCACACAGAACGUAAAGGACCCCGGGCGCUACGCUUUUGAGGACGCACAGGAACACAUUUAUAAGCUAAUGAAAAGUGACUCAUACAGCCGUUUCAUCAGAUCCAGUGCCUACCAGGAGCUUCUGCAGGCUAAAAAGAAGAAAAGUAAGAACUUGUUUUGAAGGACAGCAAUGCUUCCAGGGGAAAUUUCUGGCGUCUAAAAGACUGCCUGCCGUUUGAGCCUCGGCGAACCGACCUGGGACGAGGACUCUACCCCUUCAUCCCUGCUGUUUGAUUGGUGCGGACAUUGAGUUGUUAGCCAAUCACGCGCAUGUUCAACGGACUGUUUUUACACCACUCUUAACUUGCUUUGAGACUAUUAACUGCCUCAAACUAGGGGCAAACAAAACAGGCCUUGGCCUUCCAGGAAGGAAGAAUUCCUUGAAUAAGUCCAAGUUGUCUUCAUUUCUUUGUCCACAUGUAAAGUAUGAAAAUGAUGUCAGAUGCAAAAAAUUAAUAAUAACAAGUAAAUAAAUAAAUAAAUAAAUAAAUAAAUAAAUAAAUAUGACGACCUAUUAAAACAUGUAAAGCCAAACCUUUAAAUAAAAAACAAACAAACAAACAAACAAAAAAAACACAAGAACACUUUGUACACUUGUUUAGCUGCUUCUAGUCCAAGCGUUUGGAGACGCAGAGUCGAUGUCAUCGUGAUCACCUUCCAUCUUAUAGGCAUUAAUUUUUAUUGCACAAUUAAACAAAUAUGUAGAAAUUUCGCCUGUCACAAUUAAAUGGUCGUGCAGCAGCAGAUGUUGGCCGGCCGUGUUCAA